Molecule: messenger RNA, 573 nt
Organism: Aspergillus tanneri
Lineage: Eukaryota; Fungi; Ascomycota; Eurotiomycetes; Eurotiales; Aspergillaceae
Product: mitochondrial 54S ribosomal protein bL17m
Exons: 2
Coding region: 1-573 (190 amino acids)
Biological process (GO): translation
Cellular component (GO): ribosome; mitochondrial large ribosomal subunit
Molecular function (GO): structural constituent of ribosome
Source: RefSeq, a predicted model, not a curated record
AUGGCCGGUGGUGCUGCUAAAUACCGUCAUCUCAGCCGCAAGUCGUCGCAUCGACAGGCUUUGCUCCGAAAUCUGGUUACGUCUCUGUUUAAACACGAGUCGAUCACGACGACAUGGCCCAAGGCCAAGGAGGCCCAACGACUGGCCGAGAAAUUGAUCACCUUGGGCAAGAAGAACACAGAGGCGAGCAGGAAAAGAGCAUUGUCGAUUUUCUAUACUCCUCAUGAUUUGCUCCCGAAGCUUUUCGGUCCCCUUCGCGAACGCUACGCCGAACGUCCCGGCGGUUAUACCCGGGUAUUGCGAGUCGAGCCCAAGAAAGAUGACCAGGCACCCAGUGCGAUCCUGGAACUUGUCGACGGACCGAAGGAUAUGCGCUUUGCUCUGACAGCACGGACGAUCGCCCGACAAAGGUCACAGGGUCUGGAAACCCUCAAUGAGCUGACUGCUAUGAAUGUGCGCAAGGUGACGAGGUUCCGAAAGGACGGCGUGGAGGGCCUGGAAAGAGCGAUUGAUCGGUUGGCACUGGACGGGAAGGAGACCAAAAGCUCCAGGGAUGUGGACGAGAAGCAAUGA